Messenger RNA from Micromonas commoda, 558 nucleotides. RefSeq lists its product with no specific name. The record is from RefSeq and is a predicted model, not a curated record. Lineage: Eukaryota; Viridiplantae; Chlorophyta; Mamiellophyceae; Mamiellales; Mamiellaceae. Bases 1 to 558 code for a protein of 185 amino acids. The transcript has a single exon.
AUGCCCACGCCAGUCGAGCCCGGCGGGGAUCGCCCUCCCGACUCCGCGAACAAGAAUACCCGCGCGAAAGAAGCUGCGACAGAACCGGCAACCUCUGUGAAACCGGUGACGACGCUCGCGGUGACGACGCUCGCGGUGAACUCGACAGCUCCCGGGACCACAAAUUUGAAAAAGCGCGGCAGAGGUCGCCCUCCCGGCUCCAAGAACAAGAAAGGGACCGCGUCCGCGGGGGUAGCCACGCCCGCGAGCAACAAACGACCACGGGAUGUGUGGGUCGUCGAGUCAAGCAAGGUGACAUUUGAUCGACGGCACGAUUGCAUUGAGUACAAGGAUAUCCACGGUGUGUUUGCAUCUCUCAGGGCCGCGAACGUGGAAGCCAGGAAGAUCCAGGCAGAGGAGGUUGACGGGAUAGAUGAAGAGUAUUCUGGAAACAUUCAAGAAGUGGAAAAGAUAGACAGCGACGACAAGCCGUUCUACUACUCGCACCUGCAGGAGACACCUGGGUACGACACCGAAACCACCACGACCAUCGAGGUGCGGCAGUUCCCUCUGCGUUGA